Molecule: messenger RNA, 492 nt
Organism: Colletotrichum higginsianum IMI 349063
Lineage: Eukaryota; Fungi; Ascomycota; Sordariomycetes; Glomerellales; Glomerellaceae
Exons: 3
Coding region: 1-492 (163 amino acids)
Source: RefSeq, a predicted model, not a curated record
AUGUACGCUCCAGCUCCAUCCAGCACGGGCCGGAUGAGGCAAAGGUCCAGGCCCGAGGGCAACUCGAGUUUGAUUGAACAAAAGUUUGGCGCGUCGCCGGAACGAGAUGGCGCUGAAUGUCCUCGGGAUUGUCGUUCCACGUUGAAAACCGGGCAAGGGGGAGGAGAGAGAUGGGUGUCCCCCGGAGCAAUGACGGAACAAAAAGCAUGGCUGGCCGGGGCGAAGCGGCACCCUCUUGCCGUGUCUGAUUUUGUACGCGACGGCAGAUAUGGUCUUUCCUUCCAGAAAACCUUCCAGGAUGUCAUUAAAGCGAUUGAGGCCGCGCCAGCACGGACCGUAACCCUAGGCGGUUGCCCCCAGUCGCUGGAAUGGCAUACCGAGAUCCAAACCGUGCCACCGUCGACGGACGAAGCCAAGCUGACAGCCACCGGCCCCGCCCCAGAUGCAAGCAGCGACGAUGGACUCCAGAGUAAGCAUGCACUUUAUAUUUAG